This is a messenger RNA of Beta vulgaris subsp. vulgaris (sugar beet), 2150 nucleotides long. RefSeq lists its product as uncharacterized. Gene Ontology annotation, biological process: protein phosphorylation. The record is from RefSeq and is a predicted model, not a curated record. The transcript is spliced from 3 exons. NCBI's taxonomy places the organism in Eukaryota, Viridiplantae, Streptophyta, Magnoliopsida, Caryophyllales, Amaranthaceae. Gene Ontology annotation, molecular function: protein kinase activity; ATP binding. Bases 267 to 2030 code for a protein of 587 amino acids.
CAUCCUUUUUACUCCCUCAAUCCCUCAUCAUGCUCAUUUGCUCUCUCUCUCACACCAAACAUAACAACAAGGGUCCCAUUCUCAAUCCCAUCACUCUCAAUCUCUCUCAACAAUUAACAAUAAAUCCCACCACCUCUUCCUUCACAUUUCCUCCAUUAAUACUCCCACCAAAUCUUCAUCACAUACACUAAUCUCUCUCACUACUCCGGCGAUAUUUUCCGAGCAGAGGUCAAAGGUCAGAGGUCGGCGGUCAAAGGAGAGAGAAAAUGGCUGCGGCAUUAGAAUGUUGGUCAAGUAGAACAAGCACAACAGAAGAAGAUACAGUUGAACAAGUUCUAAUGCGUUCUCAUCACAGAUCCGAAGGACUUCCAGAACCUUCUACAACUACUAAAGAUACUUCAUCUUCUUCUGCAAUGCAGAAACGUUUCCAGAAACUAUCGAGAAACGUUUCUGAAGCUAUUGCUUCACUUAAAAACUCACUUAAUCUUGACUCUCCUCGUCAAGUUACUCCUAAAAUUGACGGUCAUCGUAAUAUUGUUUGGGGUAGCGUUGUUCGUAGUCUUACUCAGCUUUAUCCGGGCAGCCAACUGCCCGAAAAACUUGUCUCUAAUAUUCGUAAACACUACGAUUCCAUGCCUUUAAGUUAUGCGCAAGCGGGGUUUGAUAUGAAAGAUGUGUUUGUUCAUAUAAGAUUAAUUGAGCAAGCGAGUGAGGAAGAUCAACCGGCUGUAAUAAUACAAGAGGUAUCUGAGGAUGAAGUUCAGGGGGUAGUUUAUAGGAUUACAUUUGCUUGUAAUUCGUCGAUUUCGUGGCCGGCUGUGUCAGGAGCGUUAGAAAAUGGUUCGAUGUGUUGUAAGAAGAUACAGAUCUUUGAGAGGAAGAGUUCUACUUUAGGCAUACUUCAUGUUUUAGUCCAGAGUGGACAAGAAAAGAAUUUUAAAAUUCGGAUUGAGAAUGCGUUGAGGUCGGCUUCUAAGAAGCCGAAACUUAGCAAUAGGAAGCUUCCGUUUGGGCUUUGCGGGUGUGAUCAGGAUGAGAAUGGUAGAGGGAGGGAUUUUGGGGAGAUAGAGGAGGAGUUUGGGGAUCAGAGUUAUAGGAAUAGUGUGGAGUGUUCGAGUGAGAGGAUUGAGCUUUCGAUGCCUUUGUCGUCUUCUUCGAUUGUGGUAUCGGUGGAUGAGUGGCAGACGGUGAGGGCAGGUGGGGAUGAGAUUGGGAAAUGGUUGUUGAAUUCAGAGAAUGUGGAGUUUGGUGAUCAGAUUGGGCCGAGUUCGUUUAAGGGUGUAUAUAAAGGUAAGAGGGUUGCCAUUGAGAAAUUAAAAGGGUGUGAUAAGGGGAAUGCUUACGACUUUGAGCUUCGAAAAGAUUUGUUAGAGCUUAUGACUUGUGGGCAUAAGAAUGUAGUACCGUUUUAUGGUGUAUGUGUCGAUGAGAUUCAUGGGCUUUGUGUUGUUACUAGGUUCAUGGAAGGGGGAUCAGUGCACGACUUGAUGCUGAAGCACAAGAAGCUUCAAAUUAAGGAUGUAAUGAGGAUUACUAUAGAUGUUGCAGAGGGUAUAAAGUUUUUGAUUGAUCAUGGCAUUGCUUAUCGAGAUCUAAAUACUCAGAGAAUCUUAUUGGAUCGCCAGGGGAAUGCUUAUUUAGGGGACAUGGGAAUAGUCAAUGCAUGCAAUAGCACCGGUGAGGCAAUGGAAUAUGAGACUGAUGGUUACCGAUGGCUGGCUCCUGAGAUCAUUGCAGCUGAUCCCGAAAGUGUCAGUGAGACGUGGAUGAGUAACGUUUACAGUUUUGGAAUGGUAGUAUGGGAAAUGGUAACUGGUGAGGCUGCUUACUCCGCAUACUCACCUGUGCAAGCUGCAGUUGGAAUAGCUGCUUGCGGUCUUAGACCUGAAAUCCCUAAAGAUUGCCCCCAAGUCUUGAAAUCUCUCAUGAUCAAGUGCUGGAACAACAGCCCUUCAAACCGGCCUCAAUUCUCUGAGAUUCUCUCGCUAUUGCUGCGGCCUAGCAUUAGUAGUACUCCAAACAACAGGUGAAUGUACAUAAACGUACCGUUUCUUUGUCUGAUUAGUGAUUUCACCCUCUCAUGGAUGUAUGUAGUGCAAGUUUGUAUUUCUUGAUGAUGAAUGAAAUUAAAGUUUUGAUCUAUGGCCACA